AUGCAGCGGCCGGAGGCCUGGCCACGUCCGCACCCGGGGGAGGGGGCCGCGGCCGCCCCGGCCGGGGGCCCGGCGCCGCCCGCCCGAGGCCGGGAGCCCGCGGGGCUGCGGUUGCAGGAACCUUCCCUCUACACCAUCAAGGCUGUCUUCAUCCUAGAUAAUGACGGACACCGCCUGCUGGCCAAGUAUUACGACGACACAUUCCCCUCCAUGAAGGAGCAGAUGGCCUUCGAGAAAAAUGUCUUCAACAAGACCAGCCGGACUGAUAGUGAGAUUGCAUUUUUCGGGGGCAUGACCAUCGUCUACAAGAGCAGCAUUGACCUCUUCCUGUAUGUGGUGGGCUCAUCCUACGAGAACGAGCUGAUGCUCAUGUCUGUUCUUACCUGCCUGUUUGAGUCCCUGAACCAUGUGUUAAGUCCCCACAAGACUAAGGCUGGAGCCAGAGCAUCCUUCUGCAAGGACCCUGCCCUUUACCUGAUCAAGCAAUGGAAGAACGUGGAGAAGCGCUGGUUGCUGGAGAACAUGGACGGAGCCUUUCUGGUGCUGGACGAGAUUGUGGAUGGCGGUGUGAUUCUGGAGAGUGACCCCCAGCAAGUGAUCCAGAAAGUGAAUUUUAGGGCGGAUGACAGCGGCUUAACUGAGCACAGUGUGGCCCAGGUUCUUCAGUCUGCCAAGGAACAAAUUAAAUGGUCGUUACUGAAAUGAAGGCUGUGCAUUCAAGGCUCCCUGCCCCCAGACCAUUCCCCCAACCCUGGCAAAAGCACAAAGACCCCAGGGGACACCAGAGACCCCUCUCUAUCCCCAGGCCUUCCCAGAACUGACUCCCGAGGUCUCCGGCCAGGGACUCUGAGAUGCAGAGGUUUGGUUUCAACACUGAGUCACCCCUUCUCACUGUCCUGGCCUGCUCUUUGGGCCUUCAGAACCAGCUGAACUGCCUUAACUCAGACCUUAGGCAUCCCUGGCCCCAGAGCCCAAAUAAACCUGCUUUUGUCUCCUGCCAA
Lagenorhynchus albirostris (white-beaked dolphin) is the source of this 1001-nucleotide messenger RNA. It is a transcript of the gene COPZ2, whose product is annotated as COPI coat complex subunit zeta 2. The record is from RefSeq and is a predicted model, not a curated record. The transcript has 10 exons. Gene Ontology annotation, cellular component: COPI vesicle coat. Bases 1 to 705 code for a protein of 234 amino acids. NCBI's taxonomy places the organism in Eukaryota, Metazoa, Chordata, Mammalia, Artiodactyla, Delphinidae. Gene Ontology annotation, biological process: intra-Golgi vesicle-mediated transport; retrograde vesicle-mediated transport, Golgi to endoplasmic reticulum; intracellular protein transport.